UCCCUCUUCCUGUAAUGGUGUUUCCCUUGCACAUACUUUCUCUGGUCUUUCUCUAAUUUACUCUCAUGUAUUCUUCUUCUGCUUACUAGCUGAGUGAUACAGGUCCUCUGUGAUAUUUUGACAUCUGGAGGUCUUCCUGGGAAGGAGUGUGAGCAUCAGCCAUAUUUAUACUUUGCUGCCGAUGAUCUUGAAUACCAGGCAGGCAGCAUUUUCUUGCGAGCGUCUUGGUAUGGGCGCAUUCAGAAUUGCUCUAGAAAGUGUCUUUAACAGAAUUCACAUGAAGCCUUUGGAGUAUACAUCUUUUGGGAAGCCAAAUCCAUUUGUGUUCCAAGCUGCUGGGGCCAUAUUGAGAAAUAUUCGACUCGCUUGUCAAACUGAAGACCUCUCUGGUGAUAUAGAUGCUAUACAUGCUUUCAGAACUCUGUACAUGAUUGGUGACAAUCCAUUUGUUGACAUAAAAGGUGCACGGCAGGCAGGGCAUCCGUGGUUUUCAAUUUUGACGAGGACUGGUGUUUUCAAGGAAAGAGGAAAUCAUGCAGAAUUUCCUGCUGAUCUAGUGGUCGACACUGUUGAAGAGGCAGUGGAUUUCAUUUUGAAGAGAGAGUCUAGUUAGCAGCAUUGGCAAUUUUGUUUUCUGAAUUGCUGCCAUGUUGCCUUUGCUCAUAGAUGUUUGUGAUUUUCAAGUUGAAGUUUGUUAAAAGUAACUCAAACAGUAAUUUGUAUUCAGGUCUAACAUUAUUUUUACCUAACUUGAACUGCUGUCUUUCUAGGCCCCCUCUCUUCUGAACUCAGUACUGUUGUAGCAUUCAUUUUACACAAUAUUAAAAAAAAAGUUAAAUUGAA
This is a messenger RNA of Nicotiana attenuata, 843 nucleotides long. RefSeq lists its product as uncharacterized. Gene Ontology annotation, cellular component: mitochondrion. Gene Ontology annotation, biological process: glycerophospholipid biosynthetic process. NCBI's taxonomy places the organism in Eukaryota, Viridiplantae, Streptophyta, Magnoliopsida, Solanales, Solanaceae. The transcript is spliced from 5 exons. The record is from RefSeq and is a predicted model, not a curated record. Bases 182 to 613 code for a protein of 143 amino acids.